Molecule: messenger RNA, 930 nt
Organism: Botrytis byssoidea
Lineage: Eukaryota; Fungi; Ascomycota; Leotiomycetes; Helotiales; Sclerotiniaceae
Exons: 2
Coding region: 1-669 (222 amino acids)
Source: RefSeq, a predicted model, not a curated record
AUGAAAAAUUUAAUGAACAAUGAUCAAUUUGCAACGGCUGGUUUUAUGAUCAUGGCUCCACCAUCGGCACGAGAUCCUUGUUUGGUUAUUGCGGCCUGUUACACUGGGAAUCCUAACGAUGCGGCAUUGGCAUAUAAAGAUAUAUACGAUCUAAAAUCACUUAUCGCUAGUGGAGCGCCGGUACCAAUUCAGAAUGCAAGCGAUAGAGGAGAAGCACUCGCGGCUAAGGGAGACUUUAAACAAUUCGGUAUUGUUGGCCUGCAUCAAUUCGAUGAAGAAGCCUUCCUUCGGACAAUUGCAAUCUGGAAGGAGAUGAUUGCGGAAUGUUCAGAUGCAAUCAAUACUGCGUUCAAUUUUCAAUGGGAUUCUCGGCCCGUAAAGAGGCCAGAUGUUGAGUCAGCUAUGUGUCUUCACGACAUUAGGUAUUGGCAAAACAACUUCAUCUGGCAUACUGAUUCCAAGAACCGAUCGAAAGUAGAUGAAUUCAAUGAGCGGUCUAUUGCAAUAAUGCGCGGUAAUGAUGUGGCAAAUUUUGUAGAUUUUCAGAAUGGUACUCGAGUUGGACCUAUUGAGCGGAGAUUUCGAGGAAACGAAAGGCUUACUAAGUUGAUGGCCUUGAAGAGAGAUUGGGAUCCAAGAGGUGUAUUCACGUCCGAAUUUCUCCAUUGAUUUGCGAAUAUAGAUACAAACGACUGAUUCAACUUUGUCUUCAAAUUCUAUACACGAGGAUGUUGAUUGUGUGAUCACAAGAGUACUCAUCAAUAAGACACGAUCUAGUAGGUCUUGAGCAACUUAUUCAUUAUGCUAGAUCCUAUAAGUCUAACAAUCCGUUGAAGUUUAUAAUCGAUUCAGACUUAAAUAGUUUUUUGUUAAUUCAUACAUACAGUCAUAAUAGAGAAGCUUUUGUACCUGCAGCAACUCUUGGUGCCG